UCUAGCAGUGAAAGUAAUGGCGUUUAGUGUUGAUGUUUACAAAAGAAUAACAAUAAUAAAAAUCACAAAAAAUGCAUAAAAACUCAAUAAAAAUGUGAUUAUUUUACUCAAAAUUUUACUCCCUUGUGAUGCUGUGCAAUUUUGUGUAUAAUCCUUAUUUUUGUCGAGAAUUUUAAUGAAAAUGACCACAUCAUCUGUAGAAUUUCGUCUUGUGAAUAACAUUACUGUAACAAUUCCUGUUUCAUCUCUUCCACUUUUUCAACAAGUGUCUCAGUCUCAGGCACCUCUUCCGGAAACCGAAAAUGCUCAAAAAGCCCCGAAAGAAUCUCAAGAAAUCCCUAACAUAUCUACAAACUGUCCAUUUGACGCUGUAAAGGGAAAUACUAACUGUGAUACUGCAGAACAUCUCAAGAAUUCUAACAUUCCAAGAGAAAUCUCCCAGGAGAAAAAAUUUUCUCCUGAUGAGCCAAAAAAGAAGACCCCAAAAAGGGGAAAGGCUAGGGCAAAGAAAGAAAUACUUCUCGCAUACAAAUGCAAAGAAUGUGAAGAAAAAUUCCCACUAAUUUCUAAACUUUAUCUGCAUUCUUUGAAAAAUCAUUCAAAUCAAGCUCAAAAAUCGCACAAAUGUUACUUCUGCCCAGGAAGUUUUGAUGAGAAAUCGUCAUUUAUCCGUCAUGUGCUCCUUCAUGGACAUUCAAAAAUACUUGAAUGCCCAGACUGUUCUUCCAUUUUUGUUCAACUCAAAUCAUUUCUUGAGCAUAUGGAUAAUCAUGAAGUGUUAAAAAAUCAACUGGUUUCUCAGGAAGAACCUUUAUUGAAAAAUCCCAGAAGAGAAGAAGAAGCACUAGAAACAGUCUCAGAUUGUGAAGACGCGACUCUUCACAGCCCUGAUAUACAGGAAACUGAAGAAAUAGAUCAAGAGCAAAGGACAGAGUCUCCGAAAAUCGCCAAGAAGCGACGAAAUGCAAAUGUUCAGGGAACACUCGAAUGGCAGAAACGAGACAACAAAAACCGCCCCUUUACUUGCAACAUUUGCAAUCGAUCCUUUACACUGGCCAGCACUUUGUCUCUGCACACGAGACGCACUCAUCUGGGAAUACGCCCAUACGAAUGUGCAGAAUGCGGCUGGAAAUUUGGUCAAUCGAGCGAUCUGACCAAGCAUAUGAGGAAGCACACAGGAGAUCGGCCCUACAAAUGCGAAACUUGUGGAAUGAGCUUCAGCCAACUCAGGAAUCUCAAGAAUCACUCGAAGAUGCAUGUUGAAGAGCCCAGCAAGUGUAAAUAUUGUGGUAAAAUGUUUGCCAUCGACACGAGUCUCCAGGUGCAUCUGAAGAAGCACGAAGGGCCAGAAGCUGAGCCUUGCGAAGCUUGUGGAAUCCCAUUCACUGAAGCUAAAGAUCUCGAAUUGCAUUGCAGGAGGCAUCACAGAGAAAGCAGACCACACAAAUGCCCUGACUGCCAGAAGUGUUUCAGCAAGAAGUGCGACAUGAUCAAGCACCAGAGAAUUCACACGGGAGAGAAGCUUUUUGUCUGUGCCAUCUGCCAGAAGUCCUUUACACAUCCCACGAGUCUCAGGAAUCACGCAGCUGUGCAUUCAGGUGAAAAACCCUUUCAGUGUUCAGCAUGCGGUCGAGCUUUUGCCUUUGCGGGAAAUCUCAAAGUCCACAUGAGAUCCCACACAGGGGAAAAGCCCUAUCAGUGCAAUACCUGUGGGAAAUUCUUCAGUAGAACGGCCAAUCUCAAUGAACACGUGAAAAUACAUACGGGUGAAAAAUCCUACAGAUGCGAUGCAUGUGGAAAAGCCUUUACCAAUUCCUCAACAUUCUCCAAGCACAAGAAAAUCCAUUUGGGCGUCAGACCGCAUACUUGCAAUCUCUGUUCCAAAUCCUUCAUCCAGUACGCCCAUCUGGCAAAGCAUCUGCGCAUUCACACGGGAGAGAAGCCCUAUCAAUGCAGCAUCUGUGGAAAAUUCUUCAGACGCACCGAUACACUUUCCAGUCACAUGAAAACCCAUCGGAAAGCGGAAAAUCCCAAAGACAUUCCACCAGAAACCAUCCAUUUUACCUUCACAGCGGCAGGUGAUCAAAUUGCUGGACAAAUUCCACUGAUCCAUUGCACAGAAUCUCCAGGGAGGAUUCUACAGCCUCAGGAGGGACACUUUGACUCAAUUGGACAAACAAACCCUCCCAUACUCAUCACACACCUCUGAUAGAUAGCAAAAGAAAAAGACACGGAUUAGUUUUUUGUUUCCUUCAGAAGGAAUCAUUCCAUUAAGUUUUAAUCACUGAAAUAAAUCACGGUGUCAAGGAAUAAAA
Molecule: messenger RNA, 2315 nt
Organism: Phlebotomus papatasi
Lineage: Eukaryota; Metazoa; Arthropoda; Insecta; Diptera; Psychodidae
Product: zinc finger protein 883-like
Exons: 3
Coding region: 176-2209 (677 amino acids)
Biological process (GO): regulation of DNA-templated transcription
Molecular function (GO): RNA polymerase II cis-regulatory region sequence-specific DNA binding; DNA-binding transcription factor activity, RNA polymerase II-specific
Source: RefSeq, a predicted model, not a curated record